UCUAUUAUUUCUCUCCUUUAAUUUUUUUUUGGAGGUUUUUUGUGUUUUAUAGAGAUUUCUAUUAUACCGUCCCUCCUUAUUAUUUUCGGAUAUUUUUCUUAUUUUUUUUUAUAUUUUUUUCAAGAUGGGUAUUUGGGUUUUGGAAGACAGGCAUCUGGACAUGCCGCCAGGAACCUCGAAGCUGGGAGAGGAGCAGGGCCCGUCCGCGUUGGGGAACGCCAGCGACUUGAAGAAAGAUGGCGAUGUUAUUCUGGUGCCGCAGCCGAGUAACUCGCCGAAUGACCCGCUCAAUUGGUCUCCCAUGCGAAAGAACGCGAUUAUGUUGAUCUUGGCCUUCAGCUCCGGCGUCACGACUUCUCUUGGUCCUAUGAUCUCCCCGGGCCUGGUGCUCAUCAGCCAGCAAUUUAAUGUCGACCCCGAUACCACUGCUACGUUUAUGGUCGGAUCCAUCUUGCUCUUUACCGGUGUUGUAACGUUCUUUACGGCAUCCGGCGCCAAUAUCUGGGGCAAGAGGCCGUUCUUCGUCAUCUCGACCAUGAUGUUGUUGGCAUCGAACAUUUGGGGCACAUUCGCUACUUCUUUCGCUUCCUUGGCCGCCAUGCGAAUCUUCCAGGGUAUCGCGUCCGCGCCAUUGGAGACUCUAGUAACAUCCACAGUAUCCGAUCUCUUCUUCGUCCACCAGCGAGGAUUCCGCCUCUCCCUGUGGGGUGUGAUGCUGGGAACUGGCGUUCUACUGGGCCAGAUCAUCUCCGGCUUCAUCAUCGAGUCCAUGGGAAUCCCGGGCACCUUUGCCGUCAGCGCCCUGAUCUUCUGCAUCAUCCUGCCGUUUAUCUACUUUGUCGUCGUCGAGACGACUUACAGCGGGCCCCGCGACGACACGUCGUCCAAGGAAGUCCGCCCCGGCUCGAGCGAAUCGUUCUCGGAGGAUCUGAAGGGCGACGUCGCGGCCAAGGAGACCGUCGAGACGUACAAGAGCCAGCUGCGCCUGUACCGCGGCCGGCUGUCCAGCGAGUCCUUCUGGAAGGGCGUCGUGAAGCCGUUCCCCCUGAUCCUGUUCCCGGCCGUCAUCUUCUCGACCCUCGUGUACGCCUCCUUCUUCUGCUGGCUGCUCAUGAUCGGCGUCCUGUCCGUCAACGUGUUCUCCGCGGCGCCGUACAACCUCACCCCGGCGCAGAUCGGACUGACCAACAUCCCGCUGGCCAUCGGCGCGCUCAUCUUCUCGCCGCUCUCCGGCUGGAUGGCCGACGCGAUCCCCGUGUGGAUGGCGAAGCGCAACAACGGCAUCUUCGAGCCCGAGUUCCGCCUCGUCCUCAUGAUCAUCGCCAUCCCCCUCUCCACCGCCGGCUUCAUCGGCUUCGGCAUCGCCGCAUCCGAGGGCCUGUCCCUGACCUGGUGCCUGGUCUGGAUCACGAUGCACUCGAUCGCCGUGCCCUUCGCCUCGCAGGCCGCCAUCAGCUACGUCAUCGACUGCCACACCAAGGACGCCAACCAGGCCUUCGUGACCAUCAACUUCGUCAAGGCGCUCCUCAGCUUCGUCGCGUCAACCAUCGGAAACGGGCUGCUCACCAAGUUCGGCCCGAGGACCUUGUUCAUCGGCAUCGCGUGCCUCAAUCUGGGCAUCAGCCUGCUGACGAUCCCGAGCUACAUCUACGGCAAGAGGCUCAGGAGCUGGGUGGCGCGCAGCGAGUGGGCGCAGAAGAUUUGAAUGCUGCUGGCUAUGGCUAUGGGCAUGGGCAUGGGCAUGGGCAUGGGUAUGGGCACAUGUAUGAAUCUUUACGGUAACAGGAUGGUAUUAUCCUACAG
Molecule: messenger RNA, 1803 nt
Organism: Hypoxylon fragiforme
Lineage: Eukaryota; Fungi; Ascomycota; Sordariomycetes; Xylariales; Hypoxylaceae
Product: MFS general substrate transporter
Exons: 4
Coding region: 125-1705 (526 amino acids)
Biological process (GO): transmembrane transport
Molecular function (GO): transmembrane transporter activity
Source: RefSeq, a predicted model, not a curated record